GAUGCCAAGGUUAAGAAGCUAUUUGAGCUGUUGUCCAACAAGACUGGGAUACCAGCGGAAGGAUCACGUUUACUUUUCGGCGGCAAACAGUUGGAUGACGAUGAUAAACUAAUAUCGGACUACGGCAUCGAAAAACGGUCAACACUAUUCCUUGUUUUCCGACUGCGUGGCGGCUCAGACCAGAUCCGCGUGAAAGUGUUGGAUGACACAGUGGAGCUCAGCGAUGCCCCGGAUAUGAUCACGUGGGAUGACGACCCUGACAACAAAAGGGUCAAGAUGCCUUGCGGGCAUGCGAUAAGUAAGAGCUUCAUUACCUUAAUUUUUUCAUCGUUGAUGCAAGAUUUAAACAAGGUUUAGCAUGUGAUCAAAACUGGUAACAAUUAGGCUGGGACAACUCUAUACGCGUUACCACCUUGCUGAGAAUCACACGUUAACUAACUUUUGCUUCCCCUUCCUCCAUCUUUCCUUCAAAUGGCCAGCCCUUGAAAUUUAUAAAUGUAAAGUUUCGUUAAAAUGGACAAACGCUGAACCUCUGUUGGGGAAAAAUCUGCAAACAAAAUAGCUUUUUGGACCCGGAAUGGCUUAGGAAGUUCAGUGAGAAAUAGAGAGCUUCACAUCUUUCAGGAGACGGGGAGAAGUCAGAUUAUCACCAUGGCAACAACCCUAAAUCAGGCAGCUUUAUCGUUGCAGUUUAGAUAUCUUCAAGUAAAGCCUGUAUUAAUGUGUUUAUCUCUUAGCUCCAGAAUCACUGACCCUAUAUUGCCGCAGCAUCUUGACCGAAGGAAAAUGGCGAUUUAUGUGUCCGUACAUUAGCCAAGACCAGCCACCGAGACAUUGUAACAACGAAUGGGAUUACCUCGACGUUCGGCGCUUGGCCGUUUUGACAGAGAAAGAGAAGGAGGAGUUUGAGGAGCAGAUCGCCAAGAACCAGUUUAAGGCUAUCGGCAUUCACGAAUGUCCAAAAUGCAAGUCAAUGGUGGAGAGAGAAAACAAAAAGGAGAUACGGCUGACCUGCAUUCCGUGUAGCAAGAAGGGAGAAAGGUACGAGUUCUGCUGGCAUUGUCUGAACAGGUGGUACAACGGCUCCAGCAGGACUCAGUGUGGUAAGACUUAAGUGAUAGUGAUAACAACAAGGAGUGUUCCUUAAAAGUUAUGGGGUAAUGAGCGUUCUUUGGUAUUGCUCAGAAAUUUAGGUUUACGCUAAACUGCUGGCUAUCAGGUAAAAAAAAAUAUUCAAGAACAAGCAGGGAAGCAGUUCUUGCAAGGUUUCACUUCAAUGGCUCACUACCCUUCCAAAGAAAAUAGAGAAAAUGACAGCAUCAAUUUUUCCUUAGCACCCAAAACAAUAACAAAUGUAGCACUAGAUGCCUAGUUGAAUUACAAGCUUACGAAAGCUGCUACGCUUUUGAGCUUUGGAAAUUCUGGUCACAAAACAAACUAGAAUGUUUCACAUGGAUGGCUUGCAACCCUUAAAUGCCCCCAGCCCCCAAAACACUAGCAACUGCUACACUAAAGGAGGGCCAGUAUAUUAAAAAGUUGUAUAUUUUAAAGGGAGCUGCUAAACACUCGGGGGACUAGGAGAAUUCUCGAAAGAUGCAAACUUUUGACUGCGUCUCGGGUUUACAUAACUGCCUCAAAUUCUUCCAACCCCCUUCGUGUUUAGACGAGGCUAUGUAAACACGGGAGAAGUCACCUAUUACUUAAAUGGUGCACGCGGGUAGUUUGGAGAGCACGAAAAAAAAGGGUCAGAGUUGCUCGAGGCGAUAGCAGUAGCCUGCGUAACAUGGCGGUUUUGUCGAGCCAGGCACACGAGCGGCGAAGCCGCGAGAAAAAGUUGCUCCCGCCCUAAUCUCCUCGCGGUUUCUCUGCCCUCGCCCGCCUUUAUUACUUAGCGCGCCCAACCAAAACCGCCAUGCUACGCAGGCUACGAUAGCAGAAGCAACUCUAACCUCCUGAGUGCUCGCGAAAUUUCCCAAAUGCACGAUAGCUCGAUAAAGUGUAAUUGUGCACAACUAAAAACAUUAACCAACUGUUUUAUAACACAUUGCCGGUGGAAAUGUGCAUCCAAACCGAAGCCAAAACUCGCGCAAAAAAAAAUUCUAGCGACGCGAUUUGCUAAAGUCAUCAGCGCGCGCCAUUGCAUUUUGUGCAAUGUUACUGAAUUUGAUUGCGCGGCUCUGCUGGCUAUGUUAUAAAUAGUAUUAGUUAAGAUUUCACCCGUCCGAUUUCUUUAUUCAUUAUUUUACUGGUUUACUUUUUAGGAAACGCUGACUGUUCCGGUGAAGACAAGCGUCUCAAGGCUCUACGUGAUUCCCCUAGGAAAAAAAUAGGGGAAGUCGAGGGUUGCCCCUCCAUCCGAGCAUGUGUGUUUUGCGGCACGCUGAUUGAGCACACGGAAGCUUGUAAGCACAUGCACUGCAAGUGCGGCAAAGAUUUCUGCUUCAUUUGUUUGAAGCCAAAAGAAAACAGUGGCUGGAAAUGUGGAGGCUCUGGUGAUUCCUGCCCAGUGGCACCUGUCCAAACCAUGAUUCCUGGAGUAUAA
This is a messenger RNA of Porites evermanni, 2542 nucleotides long. The record is from the annotation of a GenBank genome assembly. Lineage: Eukaryota; Metazoa; Cnidaria; Anthozoa; Scleractinia; Poritidae.